This is a messenger RNA of Physeter macrocephalus (sperm whale), 4833 nucleotides long. RefSeq names its product epithelial splicing regulatory protein 2 (gene ESRP2). The coding region runs from base 2091 to 4016 and encodes 641 amino acids. Lineage: Eukaryota; Metazoa; Chordata; Mammalia; Artiodactyla; Physeteridae. Gene Ontology annotation, molecular function: mRNA binding. The record is from RefSeq and is a predicted model, not a curated record. The transcript has 13 exons.
UCGGUUCUUUGCACCCUGCCCCGAGGGCAUCUGGGUUCAAGCUACACUGGCCCAGGGGCCACCUGCUGUCUAACCGGGAAAGGGCCAGGUCAGCGUGUUUUGCUUCCCAGUGAGAGUUCAGUUCGCCUGUUUCAGGGUCUGGAGUGUAGACUCACCUCCCGCCCCCCCCCGCCCCCCCCCUCCCCGCCGCCGACUAAACAGUUUGCUCGCCGGGUUAGGAGAGGGCUUGAGCCUCAAUCCUGCGCCAGUCCGUCGGUUAGUUCCCCUGAAGACCGGAAGGGGUGUUGGGACCUCAUGUCCCCCCUACCACUCCCACCCCACGGAACCGGGGAUCCAGAGAGGACUCAGACUCUCUGUGCAUGGAAUCGGGGGCGAAUAGAGUGGGCAAAGAUUUGACAACCAGUAAUAUUCUGGUACCAGGUGUCACUCUGGAAUAGGGUGACCAGCAUGUUUGGAGACUGGAGAUCUUGAUCCUUCACACAACCCCUCCUGAGAGCCAGUCAAUACCCUGGUCAUCCCUGGCUGGUCCCAAGACCUCUAUCCUGCCCCUUCCUUCCUCCCUCCCUUCUUCUCUUCCUUCCUUCCUCCCUCCCUCUCUUCCUUCCUUUCUUCUUCUUGGUCAAUGGCUGACCCUUUCCAGCCUCUUUGCAGUGACCCUCAAUGAAUCUACUCACCAUCUUGGCCUGCCCCUCCUAUAUUCUUUUAGUGAAACACAUUCGUGGUUGGAAUACCCUCCUCUCUUAAGGUCCAACUAUCUCCCACCUCAGACCCUGGCCCAGUGAUCCCCUUUCAAAACCCCUGCCUCCCUCACCUCCAUCCCAGGCCCCAGCACAGGGGCUGCUGAGGACCAGUCUGGUGCAGGCCCAGUAUGGGAGACCAUAGAUACCCUUCUGCCAGGGCUAGGGACAGGCAGGAGUCCAGAGCCAAGGGUUAAGUGGGGGUAGGGUAUGGAUCAGGGCAGCCUGCGCUGCCUUGGACUCUGGCCAGUCUGAAUGUCUUGUCAGCCCUGCAGCCUCAGAUGCCAUGGCUCCUCAAAGGGUGGCCCUGUUCUUGGGAGCAGUUCCCUGUUGCCCCACUCCUAAAGGCCCUGAAGAUGAUAGGACCAUGGCCAUUGGGGCAGGGGGUGCCAAGGUCUGGUCAGUAAUAACCAGUGCUGGCACUAUGGAGAGGGGUCAGAGGGUUAGGUUCCCUCAUUUUCACCAUGACCCUAUCAUUCACAUGAUCCCCUGGGCUGCAGACCCCGGGUCAUCCCGGACUCAAGAUACCUCCUUGAGUCUCAGACCCACAACUAGGUGGUCACCAAGUUUUGCCAGGUCUACCCUCCCAAAGCCACAUUACCCUCAUCUCCAUACUAGCCUCCUUACUGAUGUCCUAAUUUAUGCUUUUAUUCCUGUGGCAUUAAACAUUAAAUCAGGCCCCAUCACUGUCCACCUAACCCCAUUUAUGACCCUCCCAUUGCAUGCAUCAUAUGCAUCUCACUCACAGUGAGUGAGGACCCUGGCGGGUAUUCUGGUUUCCCCCAACUUCUACUUCCCCAACUCUCUCAUCUCCAGCCUCAAUGGCUUCCUUGCUGCCUAGGACAGGACAUCCUCAUUCUCCCUCAGGACUUCUGCACUUGUUGCAUGGGGACCACUUUGCAGACCCCACUUUUGGGGACCCAACUGAUUUAGGUCUCAGCCCAGACAUGAUCACUGGCUUUGAAGCAGCUCCUGCCUACCUCCCAUUAGAAUAUAAUUGCUGGAAGAGCAAGCCCCUCAUUUGUCCUCCUCAGUUACCACCUGCAUAAUCCCUGGCACACAGCAGGUGCUUAAUAUAUGUUGAAUCAAUAAGUGAUGAACCACCUUCUCUAUAACCCUCCCCCUUUCCAAGAUAGGGUCCUGGUGCCUGUCAGACCUAGAGAAGAAGAUAAAGGACUGAGAGGUCCACAGGUUGGAUGUGAAUUCUGGGAAAGAGGUAGAGUGUUCCUGUGGAGCAGAACAUUCUGAGCAAAGGCUAGAGGUGGGACUGAGGAGCCAGGCCAGUUGUGGUAUCUUCCUCAGUUCUCACAGCUGGUGAGCGGGGAUGUGGCUUUGCUGGGCGGGGGCCCCUACAUGCUCUGCACUGAUGGGCAGCAGCUGCUGCGACAGGUCCUGCACCCUGAGGCCUCCAGGAAGAACCUGGUGCUCCCCGACACCUUCUUCUCCUUCUACGACCUCCGCAGAGAGUUCCACGUGCAGCACCCGAGCACCCGCCCUGCCAGGGAUCUCACUGUGGCCACCAUGGCACAGGACUUGGGGCUGGAGACAGAUGCCACAGAGGACGAUUUUGGGGUGUGGGAAGUGAAGACAAUGGUAGCUGUCAUCCUCCACCUGCUUGAUGGACCCAGCGGUCAACUGUUUUUGAAGCCCGAAGUGGUAAAGCAGAAAUAUGAGACAGGGCCUUGCAGCAAGGCCGACGUGGUGGACAGCGAGACUGUGGUUCGGGCUCGCGGGCUGCCCUGGCAGUCAUCAGACCAGGACGUGGCUAGAUUCUUCAAAGGGCUCAAUAUUGCCAGGGGUGGUGUAGCACUGUGCCUCAACGCCCAGGGCCGCAGAAAUGGUGAGGCCCUCAUCCGUUUUGUGGACAGCGAGCAGCGGGACCUAGCACUGCAGAGACACAAGCACCACAUGGGUGUCCGCUAUAUCGAGGUAUAUAAAGCAACAGGAGAGGAGUUUGUAAAGAUCGCAGGGGGCACUUCACUAGAGGUGGCUCGUUUCCUGUCACGGGAAGACCAAGUGAUCCUGCGGCUGCGGGGACUGCCCUUCUCGGCUGGGCCAGCAGAUGUGCUAGGCUUCCUGGGGCCAGAGUGCCCAGUGACUGGGGGUGCCGAUGGGCUGCUCUUUGUGCGCCACCCUGACGGCCGGCCCACUGGUGAUGCCUUUGCCCUCUUCGCCUGUGAGGAGCUGGCACAGGCUGCAUUACGCAGGCAUAAGGGCACGCUGGGUAAGCGAUACAUUGAACUCUUCCGGAGCACUGCAGCCGAGGUGCAGCAGGUCCUGAACCGCUAUGCCUCCAGCCCACUCCUUCCCACACUGACUGCUCCACUGCUGCCCAUCCCCUUCCCACUGGCAGCUGGGACCGGGAGAGACUGUGUACGCCUUCGAGGCCUGCCCUACACAGCCACCAUCGAAGACAUCCUAAGCUUUCUGGGGGAGGCAGCGGCUGACAUUCGGCCCCACGGUGUGCAUAUGGUACUCAACCAGCAGGGCCGGCCAUCGGGUGAUGCCUUCAUCCAGAUGACAUCAGCAGAGCGGGCCCUAGCUGCUGCUCAGCGUUGCCAUAAGAAAGCAAUGAAGGAACGCUAUGUGGAGGUGGUCCCCUGCUCCACAGAGGAGAUGAGCCAUGUCCUGAUGGGGGGCACCUUGGGCCGCAGUGGCAUGUCCCCUCCACCCUGCAAGCUGCCCUGUGAGUGUCCCAGGGGGCUGGGGAAGAAGGAGGCAUGUGGGGGCCAGGCUGUUAUAACCCUCACUUUCUACGGUGGGGAUUCCCUUCUGGCUGCCCCAUCCAGGGCAGUGAUGGGCUGCCUGCAGAUACGCUCUCUACUUCUGCCUCUAGGCCUCUCACCGCCCACCUACGCCACCUUCCAGGCCACCCCAACACUCAUUCCCACUGAGACAGCAGCUCUGUAUCCCUCUUCAGCACUGCUCCCAGCUGCCAGGGUGCCCGCUGCCCCCACCCCGGUGGCCUACUACCCAGGGCCAGCCACUCAACUCUACAUGAACUACACAGCUUACUACCCCAGCCCCCCAGUCUCCCCCACCACUGUGGGCUACCUCACCACGCCCCCUGCUGCCCUGGCCUCUGCUCCCACCUCAGUGUUGUCCCAGCCAGGAGCGCUGGUCCGUAUGCAGGGUGUCCCAUACACAGCUGGUAUGAAGGAUCUGCUCAGCAUCUUCCAGGCCUACCAGCUAGCCCCUGAUGACUACACCAGUCUGGUGCCUGUUGGUGACCCACCUCGCACUGUGCUACAGGCCCCCAAAGAAUGGGUGUGUUUGUAGGUGAGGGAGCCAGGAGGUAAGAGCUGGCUGAUGUCCUCAGCUAACGGGACUCUCUCUCCUGCAUCCAGAGAACCAGCGCCCUCAACCUGGUUGGUAGCUUCUUUCUGGCUUGUCAAAAUUCUCAGAAGGCCCCCAGAGCUCAAGCCCCAGCUCCAUCCCCCCUACUUAUUACUCUGCCUGUCCACCCCAAAGACGAUGGCUGGACCCUGAAUGCAGGGCUGGGGGUGGAAUGGCACUACCCUGCUCCCAGUGGUCUGAUCUGGGCCUCUUAAGUAGCAGAGAGCCCUUGUUCUGUUUUGGCUAUGGUCCAUGCCUACAGAUUCCAUAGGGCUGAUAUCCAUAGCAGGCUUGCUUUCUUUUUGAAAAAUGUAAACCCUGGUGCCUUCAGUGUAUGACUCCAGGGGGCUUCUGAGUAAAGAUCCCAAUGUUCUACCUUCCCCUGUCCCUUCUGGUGGGGGGCAGGGUGGCAGAGAGCGCUGGCCCCAGUUCCCAGGAUACUGACCUCUGUGGUCACAUUGCCGCCAGGGGUGGUCCCACCUAAGGAUGCUAGCCCCCUUCUAGCUUGACACAAAGAAUAACAGAUGGCAAAAAUCACAGGCCGUUUUGAUGGACUGUACUGCAAUAUCCCCAGAGGACAAUAGGGGGCAGGAGGCCCGCACACAAAAACUCAGGCUUGACUUUUAAAGGGACUUCUGCCUACUUUUCAUGCACACCUUGGGCAGGUCAGUUGUCCUGAACUCAGCAGACACCUUGGAAUGUCCUUUGCACCCAUUAGAGGGUGCUGAACUGAAGCUUCGGAAGGAAUUUGGAACUCUAC